AUGUCCGUUGAUACAUCUGGUUUCUCAUUAUCGUCCCGGAUAGCAUCGCUGGUUCAUGCACAUUUCGAUGCUCUGCCAACGCGCAGCAAACCAACCAUAUUUCCAGAUGGAUCGAGGGAAUGGAUUCCAAUGACCGGUAUUGUGGUCGUCAAAGGAGAAAACACACCUUUGGAAAGUCUAACUUGCAUAUCUGUCACGAGUGGCGCUAAAUGCUUGUCGGCAUCUCAUAUCCCACGGUGCAGGGGUCUUGUGCUGCAUGACUGUCAUGCCGAGAUAUUGGCCAUCCGAGCAUUUAAUUAUUGGCUUUUGACAGAAUGCAACAGUGUUCUAUCCCGGGAAAAGCAAUUACCGAAUGGCCAUGAUACUUCUACCCCCGAUAACGAAAAAGUCCUGGAUUCUCCAUUCAUACAAAGGAGAAGAAUUGAAGAGGAUGAAGAUGGUUUUGGAACAUCGCCCACAGAGUGGCCGCCUUUUGAGAUUCGGCCUGAUAUCAAGGUUUACAUGUAUUGCACAUGUGCACCUUGCGGAGAUGCAAGCAUGGAGCUCUGUAUGGCAGCCCAAGAAGAUGCGACACCCUGGGAAGUCUUACAGAAAGAAGUUUCUUUGCCAAAACCCCAAGACGCAGAAGUCCCAGGUACGGAGACCCUUCUAGAUGGCCGGGCCCACUUCUCUCUUCUCGGAGUCGUGCGUCGAAAGCCAGCGCGCAUGGAUGCCGAGUCCACGCGCAGCAAGUCCUGCUCAGACAAGCUUGCAUUGCGGCAGGUCUCCUCCUUGCUGUCCUGUGAGACCAGUCGCCUCGUUGCUCCCACCGAAAAUGCCUAUCUGGCAGGUCUGAUUCUUCCCGAGGACGAAAUCAGCCAAGUUGGCUGUGACCGCUCCUUUAGCGAGGACGGUCGAAUGCAAGCUUUGGGUGGGCGAUAUUGGCCUAUGGAGACAAAGUUUAAAGAAAGAACGCCAGGGUAUCGAUUCCGGCCAUUCCAGGUUCUUUCGGUGCCGAGUGAAGAAGUGGCAGCGCUUUGGCCCUUUGCGAAACCGAAAUCCGUGCCGUGUCCUGCAAUUCCAUUGGAGCAGGAAGGAGACCCUUUGAUGUCUGGUGCAAAAGUUAGAAAGACCAGGCCAGGGAAUGUGAGCGCCAUUUGGAUAUUGGCUCCCUCGUAUAAGCGCCCAUCGGCAAUGACUAUGGAUACCGGCAGCAAGUCAGUGCCAACUCUUUGCUGUUCCAAAACAGGCUUAUAUGAGACUAUCAUCAAUGGAGUGAAGCAAGGAAACCGGGCAUCCUCACCGGGUGCCCGUGGGGCCUCAUCUCUAUCCCGAGCUAAGCUUUGGGCUCUUCUUCGCGAAAUUUCGCCUGCCUCGAUUCCACAUACCUAUCAACCCGACGUGUCCCCAACCGGAUCGCUGUCGGGUACUCCAAAUGCCGAAAACCCACAUGUCAAUACAGUUCAGCACCAUAUACCAGAUAUAACCACCUACCAGGAUUUCAAAAAUCCUAGCAGCUUGAAAGACCCGUUGCAAAUCCGUAUGCAGGCCAUCAGGGAUGCUAAACUGGUUCUCAAGGGAUGGAUAGCUAAUUCAGGAGAUGAAUAUUGGGGCUUGGAUGUUUUGGUUGACCCCAAAAAGCGAAAGCGCUGA
This is a messenger RNA of Penicillium hordei, 1632 nucleotides long. Its product is annotated as tRNA-specific adenosine deaminase. Gene Ontology annotation, molecular function: RNA binding; tRNA-specific adenosine-37 deaminase activity. Gene Ontology annotation, biological process: tRNA wobble adenosine to inosine editing. The record is from RefSeq and is a predicted model, not a curated record. The transcript is spliced from 3 exons. NCBI's taxonomy places the organism in Eukaryota, Fungi, Ascomycota, Eurotiomycetes, Eurotiales, Aspergillaceae. Bases 1 to 1632 code for a protein of 543 amino acids.